AUGCAGAGUGUAUGCUUGUACAACAAACACUGGGCUGCCGUCAUAAUCAGGGAUCUCUUCAAAAUAGACGAUUGGCAGGGCCAGGUCGACUCGAUAAAGAAAGCCGAGGCUUCCUUACGAGACGACAUGGAGCAGCACAACUCCGAAGAGCUCAAAUCUCGGCUUCGGAGGAUCGACAACACGCUUGGCCAUGUACGCCUAGGCGUUAAGGCAGUAGAAUCGGCCAUCCAAGACCAGACCCAGAUGCUGCGCCAGAUCCAUCGCGACGAGAACGACCAGAAAUGCCUCCAAGAUCUACGCAUCGUCGACCCCGAAGCCCACAAGGAGGACAUCGAGAAGACAAAAGGCGGCCUGUUCGAGGAUUCGCGAUUGUUAUGGAUCAAAGGCGACCCGGGGAAGGGGAAGACGAUGCUUCUAUGCGGUAUCAUUGACCAUCUCAAGGAGGACAAGUCCCAGGUGUUGUCUUUUUACUUCUGCCAAGCCACACAGACCGAGCUCAGGAGUGCUGUAUCCGUGCUCCGUGGCCUUUUAUGGCUUCUCUGUCACAGGCAGCCGCAGCUGACUUCGUUGGUCCGAUCUAAGUACGACAGCCAAGGCAGGAAGGUCUUUGAAGACGGCCAUGCAUUCGAGUCUCUAAAAAGGAUCUUUCUCGACAUGCUCAAGGACCCUUGCUUGCGAGAGACUGUCUUUGUUGUUGAUGCUCUAGAUGAGUACUCAGACGAUAGCAGGAAAGAUCUCAUUGAUUUUAUUCUCGAGGCGUCCCGUGACUACUCCUCCAAAUGGGUCGUGUCUAGUCGCAACUGGCCGUUAAUUGAGGUACAGUUUCGAGGCUCCGAGGACGUUAGGGUACCGCUUGAGCUGAACAAGGAUUCUAUAUCUCAAGCCGUGAGGAUGUUUAUCGAAGACAAGGUUAAACAGCUGGCACAACAAAAGCGAUACACCCCAGAAUUAAAGGAUGAUGUGCGCAACGAGCUGCUAAGCAAGGCCAACGACACCUUUCUCUGGGUGGCCCUGGUGUGCAAAGAGUUGGCACGUCCCGAGGUCAAACCCCGGAAUACCAUUACCAAGCUGAAGCCUAUACCCGGGGGACUUGACGAACUCUACCAGCGUAUGCUGGAACAAGUUUUCAGAUCGGAAGAUGGAGAUAUACAGGGUGGUGCGGGUCCAGCGACUCGGCAGACAGCCGACGCCCCACUUCGCCUUAUUGUUGAAAUAAGGCCAGCUGUCCCCAAGUUUCCCUCCCGUUUUGAUCCUCGUUCGCUAUCUAUGACCUAG
Molecule: messenger RNA, 1275 nt
Organism: Fusarium poae
Lineage: Eukaryota; Fungi; Ascomycota; Sordariomycetes; Hypocreales; Nectriaceae
Exons: 3
Coding region: 1-1275 (424 amino acids)
Source: RefSeq, a predicted model, not a curated record